AUGAAAGAAACGAAAUCCAACAAGUCUGAAACCAAUGCUUCAUUCAACAACAACAACAACAAACACGCAACAAGUUCCGAAAAACACGAACAAGUAUUAGCUAUCACCAAAAUUCGUCCCCGAAGGAAAACAUUUGAAAAAGCCAAUAGCAUCCUUCAUUCUCAAAUGAAAAUUCCGAAAGCCUUUGCCAAGAAGAAGACUCUUUUGGAUCAAUCUGCUGAAAUGCCUACAUUCCGAUUAACGUCCGUUCCUCAUCAAUCUCUAAUGAAAAUUGGUAGGCUUUAUCAAGAAAGUGAUCCAGCGAGCAAGAUGUAUCCGAAAGGUUUUAAAGAUGCCUCUCAAAUACAAGCACCAAAACGAGGACGUGGUGUCAAAUCUAUUGAAGAAAUUGAGUUGGAACAAGGAGAUUCAGAUACAUCGUUUUAUACUUCCGAUGAAGAAGAAAGUCCAUCAGAGUCGGAAGAAGAACGAGCUUUGAAACCACUCCCAAAGAAAAGGGUUAAGCAAUGA
Molecule: messenger RNA, 510 nt
Organism: Naegleria lovaniensis
Lineage: Eukaryota; Heterolobosea; Eutetramitea; Acrasida; Naegleriidae
Exons: 1
Coding region: 1-510 (169 amino acids)
Source: RefSeq, a predicted model, not a curated record